This is a messenger RNA of Plasmodium fragile, 333 nucleotides long. RefSeq lists its product as uncharacterized. The transcript has 2 exons. The coding region runs from base 1 to 333 and encodes 110 amino acids. The record is from RefSeq and is a predicted model, not a curated record. Lineage: Eukaryota; Apicomplexa; Aconoidasida; Haemosporida; Plasmodiidae.
AUGGAUUCAGCAUGGAGAAAUAAAGUAAAAAUAUGCAGCAUCGAUUGGACAGAUGAAAAUACCUACCCACGUGAGAAUGAACAAAUUGUCACAUAUGAUUACAUUAUUGGGAGUGAUUUAGUAUACGAUAAAGAAAUUGUGCCAUCACUUGUCCAUAUAAUUAACUUAACUUUGAAAACAAAUGGCAUUUUUCUCUAUGUGUGUAGAAAGAAUAGGGAUGGUCACUACUUUGUAAUCCCCUUUCUCAACUUAAGUCAGGACCUAUAUGAGGCAAAGUUUUCCGAGUUUAGCGACGCCUCCAACUUUGUCAUGAUGCGCUGCCAAAAGUACUAG